AUGUCCUCCGCUGUGAUUGCCGCUGUUUCCAGCCUCCCUUCCACAUCAUAUCACCAUCCUAUCGCCACUCCUCCUUCAAGCUCAACCAAGCUUAACCCUUACCUUCCCCUCCCUCAAGCCUCUGGCAGUACUACAGUCUUGUACACCAACACCACUUUUCUGCCCUCUGUCCCUUCCGCUUCCCUCCGACGCACUGUGAUACAUGUCAUUGGUGCCGAAGAAGUAGUGACCCCUCGAGCCGCAAAAUCCCUAUCAUUGAUCAGUCGAUCGGCUCAAGAGGCCUACGAUCAUUCGUUGCUCGCCCUUCGAUUGGCUCAAGAUGAAGAGGCUUUGAUAUAUCACUUCAUCGCAACAGGUUUAGACGGAUCUGUGCAAGAAAUCGAGGAUGCAAAGUCAUGGCUCAGUGAACCCUUGGGAUCUCCCAAUCCCGCAAAUGGCAAUGUAGAGGGUGACGAGGUUGAUGAGCUAUUGUCAGCUUAUGAAGCUGUCAGUCUCGCCCUUCUCAAGCUUACAAGGCGAGCCCAACGACCAUUCAUUCACCAUAAGGCCGAUUCAUCCAAACUCAUCGUUAAUUUCCUUCCAUCUUCAGUGGAAGCGGAUAAUGUCAUCGAUAUCGUCCUCGCUGUCCCCGCACCCAAAGAAAAACUCCGAUCGUCUCUUUCAGGCGUUCAAGAGGUCGUCGUGGUAGAAGGUGGCAACGGCAAAUACGGAUCAGGUUGGGCAUCGGUUGUAGAUGCUCUUGAAGGCUCAGACGUCAACAUCCGAUCUGUCUUGGUCGGUGGCAACACAUCUUCAUCCGAAAUCUCCUCAUCUUUGAACUCUUCCACACAAAUCAUCCGACUCGGCAAACCUGCCGUUCGCUCUAUCCCUUCCAACUCCGUUGCAAUCCCCUCUCCAGAGACCAGCUACACCAGUCUUCUCGCUUCCUCUCCUACACCUUUGGAAAUCCUCAAUGAUCCUGCUCAUCUCGCUGCUAAUGAAUCUACUUCCCCUCUUUACGCUUUCGGUAAAGCCGUUGCCCUUCGAAAGGAGCGAGCACGACUCAUCGAGUUGGCCAAAAAAGUUCUCAAAGCUGCGGAUACCCGAAAAGAAGUUCAUGAAGCUCUUUCUGCCUGGUUGUUGGUCAGGGACGAGAGCGGUGCUGUUGCUGCUGGUCAAAAAGUAGCCGAAGUCAUCGGUGCUGGGGCCAGCAAUGAUGAGAAGGAGCUCACUCAAAUCGGUAUCAAAGGUCACUGGGAAAAACGUGCCUUGUGGAUCGUUAUCUCCAAUUCAUGGGCUGUCGACCUUGCAUCAUCUGGUCUUCAUCACGCUCUUGCCUCCGGCCUUGAUAUCAAUCUCCUCGUUUACGAGACUGCCUCAUCUCCUUUCUCUCCCAAUGCACCAGCUCAACCCCCUAAAGAGCGAAAGAAGGAUCUCGGUCUUUACGCACUCAACAUGGGUGAUGUUUACGUUGCUUCCGUUGCAAUCUAUGCCGACUACGCUGGUGUAAUCAACGCUAUGCGAGAAGCCGAAAGCUAUUCAGGUCCUGGGCUUGUUCUUGCUUACUUGCCUUGGGGUGAGAAAGAAGAUGGCCAAUCCAUCUCGCAACAAGAGAAAGCUGGUCCUCUCGAGCGUUUGAGAGAGACCAAGCGAGCUGUCUCCGGUGGAUGGUGGCCAAUGUUCCGAUGGAAUCCUUCUCUCGCCGAUGACAAGCGAUUCAUUCUCGACUCAUCAUACAUCAAAGCCGCCCUUUCCGAAUUCCUUGACCGAGAAUCUCACUUGUCUCAACUUACACUCUCUCAACCAUCCAUCGACGCUUCUGUCACUUCCUCUGCAGGUUCCGACCUCGUAGCUGCUCGAAAAGAAAAAGCUCGAAAAGCCUAUGACGCUUUGCUCAACUCUCUCGAUGGUCCCGGUCUUCUUGUUUUAUAUGCCUCUGAUGGUGGUAACGCCGAGAAGGUCGCCAAGCGACUUGUUGGCCGAGCAAAGAUGCGUGGAGUCGGUGCUGCCCUUCGAGUUCUCGACGAGAUCGCCCCUUCCAUCGUUGAUUCCCUCAGCGAGGAGAAAAACGUUCUCAUACUCACCUCCACCGCUGGUCAAGGUGAAGCACCUCAAAACGGUCGAGAGUUCUACAAGGCCUUAAGCAAGCUUUCGGCUUCAGACAAACUUGCUGAGACCAAAGUCACCGUGUUCGGUAUGGGUGAUUCUCACUACUGGCCUCGACCUGAAGACGCCUCUUACUACAACAAACCUGCCAAGGAUAUCUUCCCUAGAGUCCUCGGUCUUGGUUGCGCCGAGCUUUGUCCCUUAGGACUCGGUGAUGAUUCCGAUCCUGAUGGAUACAUGACCGGAUACAAACCUUUCGAGGCCAGUUUAUGGAGAGCUCUUGGUGUUGACAGUGUCGAAGUCGUGGAAGAGAAGGAAGAAACCGUUGCAAAUGAACAUAUCAAGAUUGCUUCUGAUUACUUGCGUGGAACUAUCCUCGAAGGUCUUGAAGACAAAACAACCGGUGCUAUCGGUGCCAGUGACGCUCAGUUGACUAAAUUCCACGGUACCUAUAUGCAGGAUGACCGAGAUAUCCGAGAAUCCCUGAAAGCACAAGGUCUCGAACCUGCAUACUCAUUCAUGAUCCGAUGUCGAAUGCCCGGUGGUGUUUGUACUGCCGAUCAAUGGCUCCAGAUCGAUCGAAUAUCUGAUGAGCAUGGUAAUGGUACCUUCAAAUUGACGACUAGACAAACCUUCCAAUUCCAUGGUAUCAUCAAGAGUCACUUGAAACCAGCUAUGCAAGCUAUCAACAAAAGUUUGCUCGACACCAUUGCCGCUUGUGGUGACGUUAACCGAAACGUUCAAUUGACUGUCAACCCCGCAUAUUCCAAAACACAUGAAGCUGUAUACAACUUCUCCAAAGCUGUCUCCGAACACCUCUUACCAUCGACCAAUGCCUAUCACGAGAUCUGGCUUGACAAGAAGAAGGUAUACGGUGAUGCGACUCAAGCUUUCUCCGCUGAUAAUGAACCUCUAUACGGACCAUACUACCUUCCCCGUAAAUUCAAGAUCGCUAUCGCUGUUCCUCCUGAUAAUGCUGCGGAUGUGUUCACAAACGAUGUCGGUUUCAUCGCUAUUGUCGAGAACGACGAGGUUAUCGGUUAUAACGUCAGUGUUGGUGGGGGUAUGGGUGUCACACACGGAAACAAGAAGACGUAUCCUCGACUUGGUGACGUUCUCGGUUUCCUCAGUCCAGAGGACGGGUGCAAGGUCGCCGAAAGCAUCAUGCUUGUCCAACGAGAUUACGGUAACCGACAAGACCGAAAGAAUGCUCGACUCAAGUACACCGUUGACCGACUUGGUGUCGCCAAGUUCAAGUCUCUUGUCGAAGAGCGAUGGGGCAAGAAAUUCGGUGAAGAACGACCCUACCAUUUCGACACUAACUUGGACAGAUAUGGAUGGGCUCAAGGUCACGAUGGAAAAUGGCAUUUCACCAUGUUUAUCGAGAAUGGCCGAGUGGAGGAUUCAUCUCGGCAUCAAUUCAAAUCGGGUCUCCAAGAAAUUGCUAAAGUCCACAAGGGUACUUUCCGACUCACUGCCAACCAACAUCUUAUCCUUUCAGACGUCGCUUCCGAGGACCUCGAAGACAUCAAGAGAUUAUUGGCUAAAUGGGGUCUUGACAACAUUGAUCACUCUGGUGUUCGACUUUCUUCUUCAGCUUGUGUCGCUUUCCCCACAUGUGGUUUAGCUAUGGCCGAAAGUGAGAGAUACUUGCCUCUGUUGAUAGAUAAAGUCGAAAAAAUCUGUGAGGAGGCUGGUGUCAGAAACGAUGAUUUGGUCAUGAGAAUGACUGGUUGUCCUAAUGGUUGUGCACGACCAUGGGCUGCCGAAGUCGCCUUUGUGGGUAAAGCACCGGGAGCGUACAUGAUGAUGUUGGGAGGAAACCACAAUGGUACACGAUUGAAUAAACCGUUCAUUGAAUCUGCCACCGAACCCGAAAUACUAGCGGUGUUGAAACCUAUGAUCAAGAGAUGGGCAUUAGAGAGAAAUGACGGUGAAAGAUUCGGUGACUGGACUAUCCGAGCAGGUUACAUCAAACCUACCACUCACGGUACGAACUUCUGGGAGCAUGGUUUCCCAUCGGCUCAACAAGCUAUACAAGCUGUAACAGCAUAA
Kwoniella shivajii is the source of this 4140-nucleotide messenger RNA. RefSeq names its product sulfite reductase (NADPH) hemoprotein, beta-component. Gene Ontology annotation, molecular function: sulfite reductase (ferredoxin) activity; sulfite reductase (NADPH) activity; NADP binding. The transcript is spliced from 3 exons. Gene Ontology annotation, biological process: sulfate assimilation; amino acid biosynthetic process. Bases 1 to 4140 code for a protein of 1379 amino acids. The record is from RefSeq and is a predicted model, not a curated record. Gene Ontology annotation, cellular component: sulfite reductase complex (NADPH). Lineage: Eukaryota; Fungi; Basidiomycota; Tremellomycetes; Tremellales; Cryptococcaceae.